Molecule: messenger RNA, 976 nt
Organism: Rhagoletis zephyria (snowberry fruit fly)
Lineage: Eukaryota; Metazoa; Arthropoda; Insecta; Diptera; Tephritidae
Product: V-type proton ATPase subunit S1-like
Cellular component (GO): proton-transporting V-type ATPase complex
Molecular function (GO): ATPase activator activity
Source: RefSeq, a predicted model, not a curated record
AAGAAGACAAAACUUUUAUUUACGUAGCAGUUGGUCAUAAGGCUGUAUUAUAUGUGACCUCUGCUCCAAUAAUAAACAUCGCCGGCAAGCUCAACAACACCAAGCUUGUGUCGCACAACAAGGAUGUCACCUUCGAUGAUCAAAGGGGAAAGGGCUACGGGCGUCUCAACAUUAUUUUCUCGGUGGAUACACAGAAAUUAUUCUUGCGCUUCAACUUUACACUGAGUCGUGGUUAUUGGUACAUGAAGGCCGUUGAAGUGGAGUACAAUGAAUACAAAUCGGUUUUGCCAGUUGUGGGUACGCUCUACAGCAUUCCUUCGGCACCUAUUGGCUUCUCGUACCGCUGCUCCUCGCGUAAUUUACAAUUUGGCAACGAGAGCGACAGUCUUACCAUAAGUGACUUUCAGGUCCAGCCCUGGUUGAAUGGAGUACCGCGCUUUGGCGACGUUUACGAUUGUGUUGGAUUUACCACUGCACCCAUUUGGGCUGGCAUAUUAGUAACGCUUUUCCUAGUUGGCAUUCUGUCGAUUGGAUUAAUUGUAUUGAUGGACAUUAAAACACCAAACCGAUUUGAAAGCUCUCGCAGCAAGCAAUUGUCACUCUUUAUCCAGGAGUAAUUGAAAUGAGCACAUUAGUCCAGAGGAGCGCUUCGUGCGCUGCUUGCAUAAUCGUCUACUAACCAACUACAUAUAGGUAGAAAACUAUAGAUAUGACGUAAACAGUUGCUAAAAGUUAAGCUUCUUCGAAAUGUUUACAUUAAUUGCCUACAGCGUCGCGAAUCCUCUCGUACUCUUCACACUAGCUAUAGAGUUUUUCCUUAUACAUUUAUUAUUUAUUCUAGUUGCCAUGUACAUUUACAUUAUAUUGUUUUAUUGACAUACAUAUGUAUCAUGUUUCAUACAUACACACUUACGUACUUACGUACAGUGUCUGUGCUAAUGUGUCUGUUCCAAUUAAACAUUGAAUAUUCAAAUAA